Molecule: messenger RNA, 2231 nt
Organism: Uloborus diversus
Lineage: Eukaryota; Metazoa; Arthropoda; Arachnida; Araneae; Uloboridae
Product: ran GTPase-activating protein 1-like
Exons: 2
Coding region: 63-1808 (581 amino acids)
Biological process (GO): signal transduction; nucleocytoplasmic transport; activation of GTPase activity
Cellular component (GO): perinuclear region of cytoplasm; nucleus; cytosol
Molecular function (GO): small GTPase binding; GTPase activator activity
Source: RefSeq, a predicted model, not a curated record
UCUACAUGUUGUUAAAACGCCGUUGUUUUUAUUAAAUUUUAAAUAUUUCUAAAGUUUCAAAUAUGAGUGGAAUUGAUAAUUUAAUCGAACAGUUGGCUUCUGCAACUGUGGAAGAUGAGAAAGAAGAAAAGUCUGUUAUAUUUGCUAGCCGCGGCUUAAAAUUGGAUACCGAAGCAGAUGCAAAGGAAAUUAUUGACGCUUUAAAUGAUUGUCCUGGUAUGACAACAUUUAAGCUAGAAGGUAACACAGUUGGAGUUGAUGCUGCCAAGGCAAUAGCAAAGGCUCUGGAAACCCAACCUAAAUUUCGAAAAGCAUUAUGGAAAGACAUGUUUACGGGACGUGAUAAAGAUGAAAUUCCCAAAGCUUUGGAGUACCUCAGUAAUGGACUUAUGACAUCACAAGCUAGGUUAGUAGAAUUAGACCUGAGUGACAAUGCCUUCGGGCCUCGUGGAUUGGUUGGACUCGUUAAACUAUUGGAAUCGCCUUGCUGUUAUACAUUGCAAAAAUUGUUGCUGAACAACAAUGGAUUGGGAAUAUCAGGAGCUAAAAUGUUAUCAAAGGCUAUGUGUAAUAGCAUUGAGAACAGUCGCAGAGAUGGAUCUCCUUUAGCAUUGAAAACUUUUGUCUGCGGUAGAAAUCGACUUGAAAAUGAAGGUGCUACAGCCAUUUCUAAAUUUUUAAAGCAGCUAGGUUCUUUAGAAUCUGUUGCCUUGCCACAAAAUGGAAUAUACUUUCCCGGUGUAAAAGAACUUGCAGAAGCAUUUUCUUCAAAUCCAAAUUUGCGGGUCAUCAACUUGGAAGAUAACAGCCUCACUGAAAAGGGUGCAAGAUUCAUUGCAAGUUGUCUAUCAUCAUUACACAAAAUCCAAAUGUUAAAUUUUGGAGACUGCAUCAUUCGUAAUGGAGGAGCCUUUUCGUUAGCAGCUGCCCUAAAAGACAGCUGUCCAGAUUUAAGAGAAUUGUACUUAGGCUUUAACGAAAUAAAAACGGAAGGAGCAAAGGCCAUUAUUGAUGCUGUUGGAAACAAAGAAAAUUUGGGAACGUUAGUUUUAAAUGGCAAUCAAUUUGGAAUAUGUGGAUGUGAAGAAAUUUCAUCUAAAAUGGCUGCAAUAGGCAAAGAGUCUGCACUUGGUACUUUAAGUGAAGAUGAAGAAGAAGACGAUGAUGAUGAUGAAAAUGAUGAUGACGAAGGUGAUGAAGAAAAUUGUGAAGAUGAGGAGGAGGAUGACGAGGAUGAUGAUGUUGACACAGAUUCACAAGAUGAAAUUGAUAUCAAAUCAGAUGAAGACAUCAACCAGAAAAAAUCUCCACACCGUAGCCCUAUGUUCAAAACAAGCCCAAAAGAUUAUUAUUCAAAUCCCACUCCUGAAUCUCUUAUUAACUUACACAAAACAAAUGAAAAUAUCUUAAGUGCUCUUCCUGAAAACCCGAGUGUAAGCGAUUGUUUUGAUUUAUUUCUAAAGAUAAGCAUGGCUGUGAAACCAGAAAAUGAAAAAGCAAAAUCCGCGGCUUGCAAAUAUGCUGAUGAUGUUUUGUCCAAAGCCUUUGAAAUUUGUUCAGACGAUAUCUCUCAGUUCAAUAAUAAUUUCCUUGUUUACCUUGGACUCAUCAAAGGAGAAGAUAGAAAAAAGGGGAAGAAAAUUGACAUUACUGGUGCUCUUUUGAUUCUGUCUCAUUCUGUGAAAAUGCCAUACUUUCAUUCCUCAACUAAGGAAUUUUUACAAUUUUUCCUUUCCAGGCCUCUCACAUAUUGUACUGCUUCCAGUCAGUCAACACAUGUAUUGAUGCAAAGUCUCUUUCAGGCAUGAUCUGAAUAAACAGGCCUUUUUUUACUGUCCUAUUCGUUUUGAGUGAAUGAUAUUGACAUAAUGUAAGUGCAUCAUUGUGCAUAAUCCAAGAAAAGUAUUCCAUAACGUUUAAAAGCUGGCUUUUUUGGAAAACCUGUUUUUGUGUGAGGAAUAUUCAAAAUGAUUCAAUAUAUCCUAAUUUCUUGCACUUUUUGAGUGUCUUGUUAGUGCAGUAUAACCCCGAUUUAACAAUUGUCAAGAGACUGUAAUAAGUUAUUGUUAAAUCUAGGAGCAUAUACAUUCAAUGCAGUUAAAUCUGAACCAGGGAAAUGUAUCAUUAAAUUAAGGAAAUCCUUAAAUCGAAGUUAUACUGUACAUCAUUCCAAAAAGUGAGAAGUCUUAUUCAAUGCUAUUUUGAAAAAUAAAGUUGAACUUUUUGAUAUA